Xyrichtys novacula (pearly razorfish) is the source of this 3109-nucleotide messenger RNA. Lineage: Eukaryota; Metazoa; Chordata; Actinopteri; Labriformes; Labridae. The record is from the annotation of a GenBank genome assembly.
UUCAGCCGAGCAGCCGAAGUCAGUCAGCAGACAGACAACAACAUGAACUGAUAACUCGGUGCACAGCAGCAGAAAUGUGGACCGAGGUGACAAACAGGAGCAGGGUGGUCGUGAGCGACGAAAACAACUCGAAGGUAAGAAGCUAAAGACGACAUUUGACGCUGGACAGACUAUUUUGAACAUUAACAAACCAAAACCAGCAUGUUUAGUGAGGAGUCUCUUUCUGUGACGGGAUUUUCACACGGACUUUCCUGACUGACUUGUUGUCUACAAAACCUCUGAGGGUGGCGUUUGUAAAACUUUAACACCAAAGUUAAAGUUGUUUUCAUCAAGUAUACAGAUUGUUUUUUUUUAAAGUUAGUUGGAGCUGCCCAAAGCUCUCUGAUUUUCCACAUUAGUCGACCUCUUGCACAGUUUCCCACAUCUGCUGCAGGCUAUAAAGCAUGACUUUUUACUGAUCCAACCUGCACACAAGUCCUCCUUUCUCUUCAUUUCUGCAUGCUUAAAACAAGAACAGGCCAUUUGAACUGGGGGGCUGAUCAAAACAUGCACAGGUCGAGCUGGCCUGUCCUUUCUUUGCACUUUGCUCCACUUUUUUUCUUUCUUUCUGACUCUUGUGUUUUCCUGUGUUUUCAGAUGGUUGACCCAGAUCUCCGUUCAUGGCAGUUUCUGCACACAGUUCAUCAGAGAAAUGGUAAGUUCCCCCCUCCUUGUAAGGUUUUAUCCCUCCUUUUUCUUCUUUAGUAAUGAUCCCACUCUGUUCAAUAAAGUUUAUCUGUGAGUAUAUGCAAUUCUAAUGUGUCUGUGGUUGGAUCAAAGCUGAUACUGUGGAUUUUAGGAAAAGCUUUGCAACACGAAGGUCUACUUUUAGAGCUAAAUAGAUCCAUUGAGGGGUGAGCUAAAAGAGCCACAACUUUGACUAUCUGGAUCACAUUACAGAUAUCAGAGGGAGAUCUGCUUCAGGUGAAUUCCAUGUAAUCUCAGUUUUAGACAGUGCCAACACUCAAGAAGUAAAGCUUUCAGAGAAGCAUGAGGAGAUGGAAUUAGGGCUUCAAAUGUCAUCUUUAUAUUUGAUGAAUCCCUGAUUAUACUCCAGAUUAAUCGAUUAAUUAGUCUCCGAUUUAUCAAACAUGUUGUAAAAGUCUCCCAGAGCCUAAGGUCUCAUGUCCAAAUAGGAUUUUGAAUCGUUUAGUCACUCUCAUUCAGUAAUUUUAUGUUGUCAAGUGUUGUCAUCCUCUUUUACACCCAGCUUCGACAGCAGCAGCCACUCACCCCUCUCACACAGAGGACCCUUUAACCAGGAAUAGUGGAAUCAUACCCGGUAAGCCCAGUUUUGACAAGAAUGUGGUUUCUUUACAGACUCUGCAGAACCAGUUUCAGAGAGAACCCCCCCUCAUGUGUAAGAUGCUUCACUUAGCUUAAACAGAGCCCACCUACAAAGAUACAACAGUUGAACCAGAGACAGAAGAAGAAGCUUUAAAAGAUCCAGAAACGUUGAAUAUAUCUGUACGUUUUAUGCCUCCAGGCGCCAUUGCAGCCACAGUGUUCAUCACCUUCCUCCUCGCUCUCUAUGCCGUCCUGUGGAAGUGCAUGGUGUCCCCACCACAACGGUAAAGAACAGACACACAGGCUCCAACUUGAUUUAGCCCGCUUUGAUUUUGUUGACACAGCAAGCCUCCAUUUGUUCGCCUAGCUGUUUGAUGUCAUACACCUGAACUUUGUAACCCAGCUCAUCAAAAAAAAAGUCAUGGAGCCUCACAUGAUGAACAAUGUUUUCCACUUCAUAAAAACUUCUCUCUUUAUUUUUGUUGGCGCUGAAACACAUUUCUUCAUCUUUCCUUUCAGAAAGCACAACAAGGUGAGGGUGCGAGUGCAGCAGAGGAGUACUGUGUGACAGCUGACUGCCAGCUUGGAGAUAUAUUUCAUCUGUUGACAAUGUGAACUAAAAUCUGAGAGCGGACCUUGCUCUAACUGUGACAGUAUGCUGCUGGAGGAUAUCCUCAGAUGGAUCCAAAGAUCAACUGCAAAAGGUGGACUCAACUGUCUGAUGUGGGCCGCUGUCCACUCAGAGAGACUGUGUUGAUGUGAAAAACUCUUGUGGCGGGUCAGGUUGUGCUGCUUUACUCUCUGGACCGAGGCAGCUUGCUCUACUGACUCAUUAGCUGUGUGUGCACAUGUGUGAUGGAUGGAUGGAUCGUGGUAUUUUAGUGUAUUUUUACUGAAUGUUGCAUUUGUAACGUCCUCUUUUAUGGCUUCACAUACAUCUUCAAUACAAUGAAAUCUGUCCCAGUUGAAGAAUUUCUCAUAGGUCGUUCAAAAUGUCUUCUUGUUUUUUUUGUUUUUUUUUUUCAUUCCAAGUGGUUGAGGCACAACACUCAGGAUGUCUCCAACAUGUUUUUUCAACUACUGUACGACACUCUACGUUAAACUGUGACUUUUGUUUUUCACUCAAUCUGUGAAUAGAAAUAAAUGCAGAGAUCAGGUAGCCACAUUUUGAUGAAACUUCAAAUGAGACUCAAUUAUAUAUUUUUGAAUUUAUUCCAUGGUGUAUUUUUGAUUAAUUUGUGAUUACUUAGGAAUAAAGAAAGAAAAACUUAACACAGAUGGAGUGAGCUUAUAUGAAACAGAAGAGUGAACAGAUUUAGGGUCCAAGUGAGUAAAAGGAGAAGUGUGUAAUCUGAGUCUUUGUUUGUCAUCAAGUCAGAUCAGGUCAGUCUUCAAGCUGUUCAAUCCCUGAGUCUAUAAAGCCAACACUAAGAUCGCAUUGAUACCGGAUGGACACAUCCUGCAUGAAUGGACUCGGUCCAGCAGCAGCUGAGCCUCCUCCAAGUAUGUUGUUUGUCACUCACUGUUUGAGUAGCUGGAUCUGUUACAGCAACAUCCCAGCAUGGGUUUGUCUUUUGGUUAUCAGAACCAGUUCUGCAACUUAGCUCAGCUUUGAGGUUUAUGUAAGUGAAUUAAGUAAUGGACAGGGAAUGUGGCUCAAAGUUCUGCUAGAUUUAUAAAAUGAUAGUAUUUACUCAAGAUGCUGAUUGAUUAAAAAUGGAUAAAUAAGACACGAAAGAAUCAUUCUGUGCAAAAAAACAUAAAGAUAGGAUGGUGGAACAGA